UUGAGAAAUUCCUUGGGAGUUAGAUUCUACAAUACGUUUACAUUAGUUAUUGAAAGGUUUAUAAUAUAUAAUCUCACUGUAAAGCCCGACGAUAUAGUGGUGUCGGGAAUGUCGGGUCGGUUCCCCCUCUCAGACACUACCGAUGAGUUCGCAAAGAAUCUGUUCUCAGGCGUGGAUAUGGUUACCGAAGAUGACAGUCGAUGGCCAUUAGGUGUGAAUCCCCAGGAGUUGAGGGGAACAAAGACUGGAGUAUACGUUGGAGUUUCCAUAUACUCCAUGACUGACGGCUACCCCGACGACGGACAGCCAGACCUAUCAGAGAGUAUGCAGACUCUAAUGCUUCAAAGUCUCGGCAAUAUGAAGACCCUCUACUCCAGCCGUAUAUCGUUUGCUAAUGACUUUAAGGGCCCGAGUCUUGUGGUGGACACGGCCUGCUCGGCCAGUCUUACCGCCCUCGCACUGGCCUGCAGUGAUUUGGUGCAAGGAUAUACGGACAACGCGAUAGUGUGCGGCACUCAUAUGGAUUUCGAGCCGUUUAUCUUUCAGUUUCAACAAGAGUUGGGUAUUUGUUCGCCGGACGGUAUGUCCCGUGUAUUGGACGCCGGGGCCAAUGGCUUUGUGAAGUCAGAGGCCGUGUGCUGUGUAUUCCUACAGCGCCGUCAGUACGCACGCCGUCUGUACGGACACGUAUUGACGGCCAGAAUGAAUGUCGACGGACACAAAAAGAUGGGAAUGUUUUUCCCCUCGUCUGAGGCUCAGGAGGAACUGAUGCGCAUGACGUACACCGACGCCAACAUUGAUCCCAAAAAGAUCACCUAUUUUGAAGCCCACGCCACCGGCACCAAGGCGGGCGAUCCUCAAGAGAUGAAAGCGAUAUACAACGCGUACUGUGAGGGCCGGACUGAGCCCUUGCCGUUGGGGGCGUUGAAGAGCAAUAUGGGUCACUCGGAGGCCGGCUCUGGCGUCGCGUCUAUCAUUAAAGUGAUGAUCGCUUACGAGAAUGAAUGCAUUCCUCCGAACAUUAACUUAAAUCAAUUAAAGGGAGAAUUAGAAAAAUAUUUCCCACCACUACUGGCCAUCACUGAAAAGUAUUCGUACACCCCUGGUCUCGCCGCUGUUAACAACUUUGGCAUCGGUGGUUCAAACGCUCACGCCUUGAUUGAACCAAAUUAUAAGUUGGAAACCAAUGAUAAGUUGAGAAUUGCGGAAAAGAUUCCCAGAAUUGUAAACAUUUGCGGCCGAACUGAAGAUGCGGUCAAAUAUGUGAUGGAUUUCAUACAAAACAACCCAAAGAGAGUAACGAAUGACUUUUUGGCACUUUUGGCACCCGUUAUGAAAACCUCACCCGAUAUUAAUUCUGCCGGAAAGCCGUACAGAGGAUCAAUGAUAAUAAAAAAAGUGUCGGAAGAAAACAAUGCAAAAGUGCUCGCCCUCUAUGGCUACUGUUCCCGGGUUUGGGCGGACAAUGGCCUGCAAUGGCUGCAGCUU
Molecule: messenger RNA, 1488 nt
Organism: Medioppia subpectinata
Lineage: Eukaryota; Metazoa; Arthropoda; Arachnida; Sarcoptiformes; Oppiidae
Source: the annotation of a GenBank genome assembly